Saccoglossus kowalevskii is the source of this 750-nucleotide messenger RNA. RefSeq lists its product as uncharacterized. Gene Ontology annotation, molecular function: acyltransferase activity, transferring groups other than amino-acyl groups. The record is from RefSeq and is a predicted model, not a curated record. Lineage: Eukaryota; Metazoa; Hemichordata; Enteropneusta; Harrimaniidae.
AUGACUCGAUUUUUCAACUUCUCAGGUACUGGAUACAGUAUUAUCCACUCGAAUGAUUUUGCUUUUUUCGAGCUAUCUAUAACUAAAUCAGAGCAUAGAAGGCAGGGAAUACAGAAAAAGAUGUUGGAGACGAUACUCGAGCAUGCAGGAGACCGUAAUGUUGGAUUAACGUCACACGGUCAACAUCGAAGUGAAGUGUAUUCCAAAGCUGGUUUCAGACAUUUAGACAUCAAUUUUGAGACAGCGUAUUUACGUGGGAAAGUCGACCAUUCAAUAUUUUCCCUGGAUAAUAAUGUAAAUAUUGAUAUUGUGCCAUUUCGAGAAGUUUCAUUCAAUAAUUUAUUGCAGUACGACUGCAAAAUAACUCGGUUUCUAAGACCGGAUUUUUUAAAUGUUUGGUGCAAUAGAUCUGUAAAUGUUUUGAUUGCACUCAGCCGUGGUUCCCGUGAAAUCGUGGGUUAUGGGGUCGUCUAUAAAAUGGUACCCGGUGAGUUUGCCAUAAUGCCCCUGUAUGGGGACGAUGGUGACAUUGCCAACUCGUUGUUUCAGGCAUUGUAUUGCUCUAUUCCGGAUAAGUCGAGCCUUCGAGGACAUUUUGUUUGUAACAACCCCAAGGCAUUGCAGCUGGCCACUGCAUAUGGUUUACAAGAAAAUCUCGUUACCCUCAGAAGACAGUAUACCUUGAAAACGAUGUCAUUUUCACUGACACAGAUAUUCACAGUUGGUCCCCCGGAGGCGGUCCCCGUUUAA